CACCCAUCUCACCCAUUUUGUGGACUAGUAGGAAAUCCGAGCCUGACUUUCCUAGACUGAAGCGAAGUGGAAUCAAGACCCAAGAACAUUCAUUAAUAAUUUUAGUCAUUACACCUGGGUGUUUUUUAGUUGCUGUGGUCUCUAAUGUGGCUCUUUCCGUGGCUUUUGUUGUGUUUUUCAUGUGAAUUCCUUCUUUACCUAACUAAGGCAACUGUGGGAUCAAGAUGCCCACUAACUUCACUGUGGUCCCAGUGAGUGAUGCCGAAAGUAAUAGCAACAAUGUGACUGCAACUGGAGGUGACAAACCUAUCAGUCUCAACAAUAUUUUUAGAGAUGAAGAUAACUCGGAUGGAUCUCAAUCAGGAGAUGACAGUCAAAGGGAGUCACGGCCGUUUAUCAACUUGGAUCAUGACAUGGAACACUAUGAUGGCAAGAACAUGGCCUUGUUUGAGGAAGAAAUGGAGAGUAACCCAAUGGUGUCGUCUCUUCUAAGCAAGCUAGCCCAUUACACCAAUCUCACCCAAGGUGUUCGGGAACAUGAAGAAGCUGAAGAUGGGCUUAGAAAGGUCGCCAUCACGGUGCCCCAAAUGGGAACGUUUAUCGGGGUGUAUCUGCCCUGCCUGCAGAACAUUCUGGGUGUCAUUCUUUUCUUGCGUCUCACCUGGAUUGUCGGAACAGCAGGAAUCCUGGGCUCCUUCGCCAUUGUCUCUAUGUGCUGCAUUUGUACAUUACUCACAGCUAUAUCAAUGAGUGCCAUAGCAACAAAUGGAGUUGUCCCAGCGGGCGGCUCUUACUACAUGAUCUCCAGAUCAUUGGGACCAGAGUUUGGGGGCGCAGUUGGUCUCUGUUUCUACCUGGGUACCACCUUUGCUGGAUCUCUUUACAUAUUAGGCACCAUUGAGAUCCUCCUGACAUACAUUGUUCCAACAGCAACGGUAUUUGAGGCCAAAGGUAUAGAAGGUGGAGAAACGGCAGCGCUUAACAAUAUGCGAGUCUACGGAACAUGUUGCUUGCUUCUGAUGGCACUUAUUGUGUUUGUGGGAGUAAAGUAUGUGAACAAACUGGCUCUAGUCUUUCUGGCCUGUGUCAUGCUCUCCAUCAUGGCCACCUAUGCAGGAGUCAUCAAGACAGUCAUUGAGCCACCAGAGUUCACUGUGUGUCUUCUAGGAAACCGUUCGCUGAAGAACGACAAGUUCGAAGUGUGCGCAAAGACUGAGGUGGUGAACAACCAGACGUUAACCACUGAUCUUUGGAGACUUUUCUGUAACAGCGAACACCUAAACGCCACCUGUGAUGACUAUUUCAGUCUGAAUAAUGUGACAGAGAUACCAGCUAUUCCAGGUCUCUUAAGUGGAGUUCUUAAAGACAACUUAUGGGGUGACUAUGGGCCAGCUCGUACAGUAAUAGAAAAGAAAAAUCAGGAUUCUGUACCAGCUCAAGACACUUCUGGUGAUAUAUAUAAACCCUACGUCUUCAGUGACAUCACCACCUUCUUCACACUGCUGGUGGGAAUAUAUUUCCCCUCAGUUACAGGUAUAAUGGCUGGCUCAAACAGAUCUGGUGAUCUAAGAGAUGCCCAGCGGUCAAUACCAAUUGGAACUAUAAUGGCCAUUCUCACCACCUCUUUCUUCUAUAUCUCCUGUGUAGUAUUGUUUGGCGCAUGUAUAGAGGGUGUUGUGCUGAGAGACAAGUUUGGGGACUCUGUCAAGAAAAACCCAGUAAUUGGUGUGCUGGCUUGGCCAUCACCUUGGGUUAUUGUGAUUGGCUCAUUCUUUUCUUGUUGUGGGGCGGGGCUUCAAAGCCUGACUGGUGCGCCCCGACUUUUACAGGCCAUCGCUCGUGAUGGGAUCAUCCCAUUUUUACAGAUUUUUGGUCAUGGCAAAGCCAAUGGAGAGCCCACCUGGGCUCUUUUGCUAACAGUUGGUAUCUGUGAAAUAGGAAUACUCAUUGCUUCUUUGGAUGAUGUGGCUCCAAUUCUCUCCAUGUUUUUCCUUAUGUGCUAUCUGUUUGUAAACCUGGCCUGUGCGGUCCAGACUUUACUCCGAACCCCCAACUGGAGACCUCGCUUCAAAUUCUAUCACUGGACCCUGUCUUUCCUAGGGAUGAGUCUGUGUUUGUCUCUCAUGUUUAUCUCCUCCUGGUAUUAUGCCCUGGUCGCCAUGGUUAUUGCUGGCUGCAUCUACAAGUACAUUGAGUACAGAGGGGCAGAAAAGGAGUGGGGAGAUGGUCUCCGAGGUCUAUCCUUAAAUGCAGCACGUUAUGCUCUAACUCAUCUCGAGGAAUCACCACUACACACCAAGAACUGGAGGCCCCAGCUAUUGGUGUUGUGCAAGCUGGACUCACAACUCGCAGUGAAACAUCCACGUCUCCUGUCCUUCACGACACAACUAAAGGCAGGCAAAGGGCUUACCAUCGUCUGUUCUGUACUGGAAGGAACAUACAUGACUCGCGGGUCUCAUGCCAAGACGGGAGAGCAGAACCUAAAAGCAGCCAUGGCCGCAGAAAAGACUAAAGGUUUCUCCCACGUAGUAGUAUCCUCCAACCUGCGAGAUGGUUUCUCUUUACUCAUCCAGUCAGCUGGGCUGGGAGGAAUGAAGCACAACGCCGUUUUGAUGGCAUGGCCAGCAGGCUGGAAACAGGCGAGAGACUUUUCCUCAAGGAGGAACUUUAUUGAGACUGUGAGGGAGACAACAGAAGCCCAUCAGGCUCUACUAGUUGCUAAGAACAUCGACCACUUUCCAAGUAACCAGGACCGACUGAAGGAAGGGACCAUCGAUGUGUGGUGGAUUGUCCAUGAUGGUGGACUGCUAAUGCUGCUGCCAUUUUUGAUCAGUCAACAUAAGGUAUGGAGGAAGUGCAAAAUGCGCAUCUUCACAGUGGCACAAAUGGAUGACAAUUCCAUCCAGAUGAAGAAAGAUCUCCAGAUGUUCUUGUAUCAUUUACGUCUGGAUGCAGUAGUAGAGGUGGUUGAAAUGCACGACAGUGAUAUCUCAGCUUUCACCUAUGAGAAGACACUGGUGAUGGAGCAAAGAUCGCAAAUGCUCAAACAAAUGCAGUUAUCACGCACAGAACGGGAGAGAGAGGCUCAAUUGAUCCACGAUCGGAAUACAGCAUCACAUUCCACAAAGGAAGACAAAACUUUAACAGACAAACCAGAUCGCGUCCACAUGACUUGGACCAAAGACAAAAUCAUUAAUGAGAGAAAUAAACACAGGGAAGGAAUGGGUGUAAAAGACAUGUUCAACAUGAAACCUGAGUGGGAGAAUCUCAACCAGUCAAAUGUGAGAAGGAUGCAUACGGCUGUGAAGUUGAAUGAGGUGGUGCUCAAGAAAUCCCAAGAUUCACAGCUUGUGUUGCUCAACAUGCCAGGCCCACCGAAGAACAAAAAAGGAGAUGAAAACUAUAUGGAGUUUCUAGAAGUUCUAAUGGAAGGACUUAAUCGUGUCUUAUUGGUUCGUGGAGGAGGACGCGAGGUCAUCACCAUCUACUCUUAGUGCCAAAAGGAUCCUUUAUUGUGGGGGCACUGGAAGAAUGAAAACCAUUGUGGACAGUGACCAUUUUAGGGAUCAACAAGUCUAUGGACUCAAUGCUUGUCAUGGACUAUGUUUGUCGAAACCCAUGCCUUAUACAUGUCUGAGACAUGAAAAAGAAAAAAAAAAGGUCUGACUAAGGGCGCUUUCACACCUGUCAACUGUUUGUUUUUUUCCGAUCGACAGGCUAAAUCGAAGUUUCUUAUUUUCAGUUGUUUAUUCAGAUUUUUUACACAAAAACAGCAUUAGAAGCUGUUUUUCUCCUGCCAUCUGUUAGGGAAACCAUAUUGAGUGCUGAUUAUAUAUUUAUAGAUAUACAGUAUAUAUAAUUGUAAAGACAGCAAAUGUAGCCCCAAUCUUUAACGAGCAGAUUCCAUAAUUGUUUUCUACAUACAACAAUUGAGAUGCAGUCACAAAUGCAGCUUUGAGGAAGCGUAUGUGCGUGUAAAAACUGAAAGUGAAGCGAAUAUCAAACAUCCGGCCAACUUUACCUGCUCCCCCAGGAAAAACAAAAACAGAGCAUCAUAAGGUUGUGUGGUGAGUGGCGGCUUUGUUUUUGUCUAUUUAGGUGGUUAGUAUACUUGUCCAAGUAAGGGAUAAGGUAUGUUUUGUUAGGUUAUUGCUAUCAUUUUAAUCAUCUCCAUUGGAGGUUGGACCAAAGUUGUCAGUUGCUGCGUCGGUUCUGUUGUUUUUAACUCUUAAAAGUCUUGAGCCUUUUUCUGGUCUGUAUCUAAAAAUACUUUUUAUUUUGUCCUUAUGUACUUAUGUGUGUGUGUUUUUUUUUUUUUUUUUUUUUUUUUUUUUUUAUGGCGUUUUAAAGACUACGUGAUUGAUUGCGCCGGCGUGAUCAUAGGGCUCAGAUGGUUAAUUGAACCUCUUCCAGAGAUCAAAUGGAAUCAAGAAGAGCUCCAGACGCCAUCGGCUUGGUUGUUUUUUUUCCAUAUCCAAAUGCGGUUGUUGUUUUAACACAUGCCAAAACAAACGGGUCCUUAGGUUUGUUUCAGAACAAAAGCUCCAAACACGACAGGUGUGAAAGUGUCCUAAGUGAUGCCAGUGCAUCAUCUCCACACCCCAUGUUUCGGAAGCUCCUGAACCGUCUGCUGUAUGCUGUAUAAACUACAGGAUAUCACAUGAAAUGCCAUCGUGGCCACAUGAAAGAAUCAAGCAAGUACCACUUGCAAUCUAUUUUAUUAUUAUGUUGUUAUCAAAGGAUCAACAGUUAAUUCCAUUGUUGCAAGGAAUGAUGGAGGAAUCAUGGAAUGAAUCGUUUCCUGUCACUGCACUGAAAGGUAAAGAUGUAAAAGAAAUAGGUUGAUGGAAACGCCAACAUUUAAAGAUUGCUAUCAAACAUUUUAAUGCCCUCCUUUGCCAUUCAUGUCCUGUGUUCAGAAAAAAAACGGAUCAAUUUUGAAGUGACACAAAUCAUAGCUUUGAUUUGAAAUUGGACCAAAUGAAUGGAGUUGAUCUGUCGUCAUGGUUUGUCAGUAUUGUAAAUUGAUCGUGUGUAUGUUUUGUGUAUAUAUAGUGAUAAGUGAUCUAAUAAGGGAAAUACUGUAAGUCUGUGUAAAACAAAGUUGUUCUGAGUGUAAGUUUAAAGCAUUGAAAAGUUAAUUAUUUUUGUAUUUGUUAUUUUCUGUGACUUUAAACGGACAUGCAAUUUGAGUAACUUCCAUAUGCAUUAUGGUCUGUUAUCUUUUCUCAUUUCAUGAAGUGUGCAACAUGCCAAUUGGAAAAUCAUGAAUUAUUUUAUUUGAAAAUGGCUUGUUUUAAAAGUACUGCGUUUUUACAUUUUAUCACGAGGCCCGUCAUUAUUUCUCACAAAUGGAUUAAAUGCAGAUGCCACAACAAUGGUCACUUUGUUGUAUUUUUCCCAUCCAAAAACUGCUUUUUGUCAUUGUGCACGCUUAAAAAAUAUGAGGGAUUCUUAAAUACUGUUUGGCUGCCAUUGACAGUGACAGACAUCCAAUCCAUUGCCACUAAUAGGUGUUUUUAAUAGGGCUGUCAAAAUUAUCGCGUUAACAGGCGGUAAUUAAUUUUUUUUAAUUAAUCACGUUAAAAUAUUUGACGCAAUUAACGCACAUGCCCCGCUCAAACAGAUUAAAUGACAGCACAGUGAUAUCUCUACUUGUUACGUGUGUUUUUUUGUGUUUUGUCGCCCUCUGCUGGCGCUGGGGUGCGACUGACUUUGUAAUUAUUGACAUCAACAGUGGCGAGCUACUAGUGUAUUUUUUGAUUGAAAAUUUUACAAAUUUUAU
Corythoichthys intestinalis (scribbled pipefish) is the source of this 5785-nucleotide messenger RNA. Its product is annotated as solute carrier family 12 member 7-like. The record is from RefSeq and is a predicted model, not a curated record. Gene Ontology annotation, molecular function: potassium:chloride symporter activity. Gene Ontology annotation, biological process: cell volume homeostasis; chloride ion homeostasis; chloride transmembrane transport. Gene Ontology annotation, cellular component: plasma membrane. Lineage: Eukaryota; Metazoa; Chordata; Actinopteri; Syngnathiformes; Syngnathidae. Bases 225 to 3494 code for a protein of 1089 amino acids. The transcript is spliced from 27 exons.